Moneuplotes crassus is the source of this 1562-nucleotide messenger RNA. Lineage: Eukaryota; Ciliophora; Spirotrichea; Euplotida; Euplotidae. The record is from the annotation of a GenBank genome assembly.
UCUGAAGCUACUCCUAUCCCCAAUAACUCCUCAAUGGACCACCACAGUUCAAUCUCCCGAACAAAUGUCCAAUCCUCACAGAAGAAACCUUCUAAAUCUAGGCGUAAACUUGGUGGUCUUUUCAGCUGCUGUUUUGGGAAAUAAAAAUUCCUUUAAGAAUGAAGGGUCCUGGCAUAGAAAAGUACAGCCGAUCAAUUCAGCAGCCGACAAACGUCGCAGUGAAGCUAAGCUGUUAGAAGUCAAGAAAAGCAGUCAAGGAGUCACUUUUAAGUUUGAUAGAGAGGUCAUGGGAAGUGACCAUGGUAGUGUAUCUGACGCUAGUGCCCAGAACAGUCAAGAAGAAAUUAAGUUGCAGAAGAACAAUCAUUUUGAGACAAGUGUUAAGUUAUUAGGCAACCAGGUAGGCCCAGAUGUAGGAAAGAAAACUUUAGUGCUUGAUUUAGACGAAACUUUGGUACAUUCAAUCUUUGGGAAGGAGAGUAACCCUUCUUGAACAUUUUCAUUACUGUUUAAUAAGGAGUAUUAUUUGGUUAGCACAGAAAAGAGACCAUAUUUGGAUGAGUUCUUAGAAGAGGUUUCUCAGCUCUAUGAAAUUGUUUUCUACACUUCCAGUGUGGAAGGAUAUGCGAAUAACGUGAUCGAUUAUAUUGAUCAGAACAAAAUUGCCUCAGGACGUCUUUUCAGAGACGCUUGUAUAUGUAGGAACGAGGUUUAUAUAAAAGAUCUCGAUAGGCUAGGGAGAGACUUAUCAAAUGUAAUUGUUAUUGAUAAUUCUCCAUCUUCAUACUGAAAUAAUGUAGAGAAUGCAAUCCCAAUUAAAAGCUGGUUUAACGACCAGAACGAUUCAGAGUUAUUAGACUUGAUUCCAAUUUUGCAAUCUAUUGCUAAAGUAAAAGAUGUCCGCAAUGUGAUUCGUAAAAUUAUCCAUCAAAUGUCUUCAAGUUAUGAUCCUAAUAUAAAAUUAGAAGACACUGAAUUCCAGAAUGAUGAAAACAUUAAGAUUAGUGAUAGAGAUAAAUACAUUCAGGUUAUUGGAAAUUAUCACCCAGAUAUUGAAGCAUAUAAUCCAGCUAGGUUGUCUCGGAAUAAUAUUGAGAAUAAUCUAACCUCAGCUUCUAGAAGUAUUAGAUUUUCGCAUGAAGAAAUAAAUGCUUUUGUAUUUAAUCAUGUUCAUUGUCAAUACUCAUCGAAUGAGCCUCAAGACCAAGUUUUAUUUGACACUGAAGGGACAAAGACAAACAAUUCUGCGACUCACGAGAGGAGGGCCUUUUUCCAAAAAGUUCAUGAAGUCGACAGUGAAGAUAGUGAUGCUUCAUCUUACUCGAAUAAUGAUCACUCUUAUUCCUCUUUCACCGGCGAGAACAGGUCGAAUAAUACUUUCGCUCAAAAUUUGUACAAGAACCUUGAGAAUCCCUCCUCUGUGUCUGACUCUUUCAAUAGUGAUAACUUUGCAGACCAUCUGGGUAAAGAGGAUCGUAAAGGAAGGAGAAAUGAUGAUCUUAAGACAUUCUUUUGCUUUGAUAGAUAAAGGACUCUCAAUUUUAAUUAAGGUAUUCAUUUUA